Oncorhynchus nerka (sockeye salmon) is the source of this 4010-nucleotide messenger RNA. Its product is annotated as cadherin-24-like. Gene Ontology annotation, biological process: cell morphogenesis; adherens junction organization; homophilic cell-cell adhesion. The transcript is spliced from 13 exons. Lineage: Eukaryota; Metazoa; Chordata; Actinopteri; Salmoniformes; Salmonidae. Gene Ontology annotation, molecular function: cadherin binding; calcium ion binding. The record is from RefSeq and is a predicted model, not a curated record. The coding region runs from base 1 to 3882 and encodes 1293 amino acids. Gene Ontology annotation, cellular component: plasma membrane; catenin complex; adherens junction.
AUGACAGUCGAGUCCGAGCCCGGUAAUGGCUGGGGCCUGGUGUUCCAAGAGGCGGAGUCAGAUGAGGAGGAGGAAGAGGGGCCUGGUCAGACGGGGGGGGAGGGGACUCGGUCCCGCAGCAGAAGGAGUUGGAUCUGGAACCAGUUCUUUGUAAUUGAGGAGUACAGUGGGCCGGAACCUGUGCUCAUCGGAAGGCUGCACACUGACAUGGACCGAGGUGAUGGACGCACCAAGUACUUGCUGCGUGGUGAGGGGGCGGGGUCGGUGUUUGUGAUUGACGAGAAGACAGGCAACAUCCAUGUCACCAAGCCCCUGGAUCGUGAGGAGAAGGACGAGUACCGCCUCAUCGCUACAGCAACCGAUCGGCAGACCGACCGGGCCCUGGAGCCAUCAUCCACGUUCAUCAUCAGAGUACAGGACAUCAACGACAACCCCCCUCUGUUUGAAGAAGGGCCCUACAGCGCCACCGUGCCUGAGAUGGCCAACAUAGGUACUUCUAUAAUCCAGGUGACAGCAACAGAUGCUGACGACCCAACCUAUGGGAACAGUGCCAGGCUGGUGUAUACACUUGUGCAGGGACAGCAGUUCUUCUCUGUGGACCCACAGACAGGUAUCCUGCGUACAGCAGUGCCUGAUAUGGACAGAGAAACCCAGGACCAAUACCUGGUUGUCCUGCAGGCCAAAGACAUGGGGGGCCAUCUGGGAGGUCUUUCAGGGACCACUACUGUCACUGUCAGGCUGAGUGACGUCAACGACAACCCUCCUCGCUUCACCCAGAGUAUGUGGUCCUUCUCUGUGUCAGAGCUGGCUGUUCUGGGGGCGGAGGUGGGCCGUAUCUCAGCAACAGACGCUGACCUAGGCGACAAUGCCAAGCUGGAAUAUACCAUCCUGGAAGGAGAGACGGGGGACACCUUCAACAUCAGCGGAACGAACCAAGAGGCCGUGAUCACCCUGAACAAGGCUGUAGACUAUGAGAGUCGUAGCUCCUACUCCUUCUCCGUGGAGGUGUUGAACCCUAUGGUGGAUUCUCGGUUCCUGCGGCGUGGGCCCUUUAAGGACCGCGCCUCCAUCAGGGUGGCUGUGCUGGACGCUGACGAGCCGCCUCGUUUCUCCCGGACGCACUACCGGAUGGACGUGUCCGAGAACUGCCCUCCCGCUUGCACUGUGGGAAGGGUUAGUGCUGUGGACCCUGAUACUGGACUCACCAACAACAUCAGAUUCUCUAUUGAUCCCCAGUCAGACCAGGAGGCUCUGUUUCGUAUCACUGCAGACAGCGGCCUCAUCACCACGGUAAUGGAGCUGGACCGUGAGCGAGAGCAGUGGCACAACAUCACCGUCAUCGCCAUGCAGAGAGACAACCCCAGCCAGGUGUCCAGAGUGGUGGUUGCCAUAGAGACGCUGGAUUUGAAUGACAAUGCGCCCGAGCUGGACAGACAGUACACAGCAGCCAUGUGUGACUCAUCAGCCACUGGACAGGUGGUGCAGGUGUUGCGUGCCAUUGAUCGAGAUGAGGGAGGGAAUGACAGUGCUGUAUAUUUCAACAUCCCUUCAGAGUCCAGCUUCGCCCUCAACUUCAGCAUUAGGGACAGUGGAGGCCCCAGUGCCACCCUGUUGCUCCUGUCGCCCCUGCAGCCCCUCUCCCACUCCUUCUCCUCCUCCCUCACGCUACACGUUCCCCUGGUGUUAAGGGAUGGGACGUCUGGCCUGACCUCCACCGGGACAGUCACUGUGUCCAUCUGCCCCUGCUUGAGAGGAGGGGCCCGGGCUGGGGAGAAGGAGAGACAGGAGAGGCAGACAGAGGGAGACUGGGAGUGGGAGAGAGAGACGGUGUGUGUCCCACAGCAGUCUACCUCCCCCUCCCCUGGGCUCAGCACUGCCGCCCUGCUGGCCAUAUUGGCCUGUGUUGCCACUCUGCUGGCAGUCAGUGCCCUGUCCCUGUCCCUGCGUCGUCAGAAGCGGGACUCUCUGUCUCCCCUGGAGGAGGACGAUGUUAGGGAGAACAUCAUCACCUACGAUGACGAGGGAGGAGGCGAGGCCGACACGGCCGCCUUUGACAUCGCAGCGCUCCAGAGCGCCCCCCACAGCUCACGCAGGGGAUACCGCACUCUGGACAGCAGGAACAUACGCUACUCCCAGCACGUCCAGGACAAGGCCCGUGCAUACAACUGGGCCCAGAACCCAGCCCUGGACCCGGCCUACUCCGGCCCUGGGGGGCCCCUGUACGGCCGCCUCUGCUACAGCAGCCACACCCUGCCUGUUCUCCGACGUACUCCAGGGGGCCAGUUUGAGCCGGGCUUGGCUGAGCUGGCCUACCGCUUCUCUGGGGGCCACCCAGACCACUCUCUGGUCAUCCAGAAUCAGGGGGCCGUGGUGGGGGCCCUGGAGCCAGGGGCCGUGUACGUAGGACCAGCUGAAAUGAGCAGCAGAGAGAGUAGAGACGGAACAGGCCCACAGAGCGGGGUUAGCACCUCAGAUGGAGGGACGCCACGGACCAAUAACAGCCAGGAGAUGGGUGAAGGGGGAGGAGCUAUGAGCAACUGUACAGAGAACAGUAGUGAGCAGCAGAGCCACAGUCAGGACUCGGUGGACUGGCACCGUUCCCUGUCACUGUCCCGGACUGACCCUCUUCCUCCUCCUCAUUCCACUGCCCUGUCCCUGUCCCGGACUGAUCCUCCUCCUCGUUCCCCUGCCCUGUCCCUGUCCCGGACUGACCCUCCUCCUCCACCUCAUUCCCCUGCCCUGUCCCUGUCCCGGACUGAUCCUCCUCCUCGUUCCCCUGCCCUGUCCCUGUCCCGGACUGACCCUCCUCCUCGUUCCCCUGCCCUGCCCCGGACUGACCCUCCUCCUCUUCCUCGUUCCCCUGCCCUAUCCCGGAUUGACCCUCCUCCUUCUCCCCGUCCCCUGCAGGUCCAGUCUGAGACCCCCCCCCGAGAGAGGGAGCACACCCUGGUCCUGACCCGUUCCGGCUCCAUGGCUGGCCAGAGUCACGGUGGUGCCUGGGUGUGUGAUUCAGCCACCCUGCCCAUGGCGGGUCGCAGGGCCUUCCACGCCGGCCUGUCCCCCAAAUGCACUGGCUCUGGUUCAGCUGAACCAGAAUCCUCUGGUGGUGGAUGUGGUGGUGGAGGGCCUGGAACCAACUGCCCAGAUGGCCAGGCUCAGCAGUCAGCCGCCCGCAAAUACGCCAGCAUCCUGCAGGGGGAGGCAGCGGGACAGAGGCAGGAUUACCCCGGGAGCCUGGGGAGGGGAGGACUAGAGAUGGGAAGCAACUUUGUGGUGGCCAGGCCGGACAGGGAGGGUGGAGGAAUAUCUCUGACCGGGACUUCUUGCGGGGGGAUGUACCCAGAAGGGUUCAUGGCUGACUGGCGGGACAGGGUGGGUAUGGGGGCAUACGUUUUAGGAAGGAGGGAUAUGACCCCCCAGAUGCUGCCCUUCCCAGGUCACGCCAGGGGCGCAUACGGGGGCAUCAUGGGGUACGGGGCAGGGUGGGUCCAAGGGAUGGAGGCAGGGAGAGGGGGUCCAGUACCAGGUGGUCACUCCUUGGCCCUCAGGGUGGGUGAGUUCCUCCGCCUGCGUCUGGCUCAGGUCACCUUUGACCCCUCACAGCCGCCCUAUGAUUCAGUGCAGGUGUACGGGCUGGAGGGUACAGGGUCACGUGCAGGCUCCCUCAGCUCACUGGAGAGUGAGGGAGAGAAGGAUGCAGAGAAGGAGGAGUGGGGAGGAGGGCUGGAGGAGUGGGGUCCGCAGUUUCAGGAACUAGCCAAGCUGUUCCAUGAUAGGGAGAAAGAUAAAGUGGAGGAGAAGGAGGUAGAGAACAACAAAAAAGAGGAUGCAAAAGAGGAGGGGGAGAAAGAGGAGCCCUCUGGAGAUGAGAAGAACGACUGAGAGGGAGAAGGAAAAGGAGAGAGAAUGAAGGAGGGGUAAAAGGCAAGCAGAGCUAGAGUAAUGGAGAAGUUAAAGGAGAGAGAGAUGAAGAGGGAGAGUAAUAAAGAGACAGAUAAAAAUGUGCCCAG